UGUCUCGCGGAUAAACUCACGCACCACGGUCAUAGACAGUUAAAGAAAUGGCUAUGGCACGCACUAGUCUUGAACCGUGAGCGCGCAGCCGCGGUGGUGACAGUCGCCAUUUUAUUUUGAAAAUCAAACUCAACUGGAGCACAGCGACUCUUCCAUCUCGUCAAGUUUGUUGUGUCCGAAACAAAAAGGGAUGAACAUCUGAAUUAUUUUCAUGGGAGCACGAUGCUGAACUCUAUUUUAAACUGAAGGACUCUACCUAACACCGGGAGCUACUGACUUUGGAAGCCAAUAUUUUUCACAUCUUUAUUUGGGGGGGGGGGGAGCAGAAGUAACCUAUCACUGAAGUGACUAAAGGGGAAUAAUGGUGAUUUUGCGCCGUGCUCGGCCGCCUGCUUCCGCCCCAACCAGCAAUGAAUCUUGAUUCGCUCUCGCUGGCUUUGUCUCAAAUCAGCUAUCUGGUGGACAAUUUAACAAAGAAAAACUACCGAGCCAGCCAGCAAGAAAUACAGCAUAUUGUAAAUCGUCACGGUCCUGAGGCAGACAGGCAUCUACUACGCUGUCUCUUCUCUCAUGUGGAUUUCAGUGGCGAUGGUAAAAGCAGUGGCAAGGACUUUCACCAGACACAGUUUCUGAUUCAGGAGUGUGUGUCGCUGAUAUCAAAGCCAAACUUUAUUGCUACUCUGUGUUACGCCGUUGACAAUCCCCUGCACUACCAGAAGAGCUUGAAGCCAUCGGCCCACUUGUUCACUCAACUGAGUAAAGUUCUUAAGCUCAGCAAGGUCCAAGAGGUAAUAUUUGGGCUUGCUUUGCUCAACUCCAGUAACGCAGACCUUCGUGGUUUUGCUGCGCAGUUCAUCAAGCAGAAACUUCCAGACCUCCUGCGGUCAUACGUUGACGCAGAUCUUGGAGGAAACCAGGAAGGUGGCUUCCAAGAUAUUGCCAUAGAGGUCUUGCAGUUACUGCUCUCGCAUCUACUGUUUGGCCAGAAGGGAGCCAGUGGGGUAGGGCAGGAGCAGAUUGACGCCUUCCUCAAGACACUUUGCCGAGAUUUCCCCCAGGAGCGCUGCCCUGUGGUGCUCGCACCACUGCUGUACCCUGAAAAACGGGACAUUCUCAUGGACAGGAUCCUGCCAGACUCGGGGGAGUUAGCUAAGACCAUGAUGGAGAGUUCUCUUGCAGAAUUCAUGCAAGAAGUUGGCUAUGGCUUCUGUGCUAGUCUUGAUGAAUGCAGAAACAUAAUCCUUCAGUAUGGGGUGAGGGAGGUCACUGCCAGCCAGGUAGCCAGGGUCCUGGGCAUGAUGGCUCGCACCCACUCUGGCUUAACUGAUGGCAUCCCACUACAGUCCAUCUCUGCUCCAGGAAGCGGUAUCUGGAGUGAUAGUAAGGAUAAGAAUGAUGGCUCCCAAGCACACACGUGGAACGUUGAAGUUCUCAUCGAUGUCGUGAAAGAAGUGAAUCCCAACCUGAACUUCAAAGAGGUGACAUACGAAUUGGACCACCCAGGCUUUCUGAUCCGGGACAGUAAAGGCCUGCAUAUAGUGGUGUAUGGCAUUCAGAGGGGGUUGGGCAUGGAGGUCUUUCCUGUCGAUCUCAUCUAUAGGCCAUGGAAACACGCUGAGGGACAGCUAUCAUUCAUUCAGCACUCCCUAAUGAGCCCAGAAGUGUUUUCCUUUGCUGAUUACCCUUGUCACACUGUGGCCAUAGACAUCCUUAAGGCCCCACCAGAGGAUGACAACAGGGAGAUUGCCACCUGGAAAAGUCUGGACCUGGUGGAGAGCCUGCUUAGGCUGUCUGAGGUGGGCCAGUAUGAGCAGGUGAAGCAGCUGUUCAGCUUUCCUAUCAAGCACUGUCCAGACAUGUUGGUCCUGGCACUGCUGCAGAUCUCCACCUCCUGGCACACACUGCGCCAUGAGCUCAUCUCUACCCUGAUGCCUAUCUUCCUGGGCAACCACCCUAACUCAGCCAUUAUCCUGCAUUACGCCUGGCAUGGACAGGGACAGUCUCCCUCCAUCCGUCAGUUAAUUAUGCAUUCAAUGGCUGAGUGGUACAUGAGAGGGGAGCAGUAUGACCAGGCCAAGCUGUCUCGCAUCCUGGAUGUGGCCCAGGACUUGAAGUCUCUAUCGAUGUUGCUGAAUGGUACUCCAUUUGCCUUUGUAAUUGACCUUGCUGCACUUGCCUCUCGCCGUGAAUACCUCAAACUUGAUAAAUGGCUGACUGACAAAAUCAGAGAGCAUGGGGAACCUUUUAUCCAGGCGUGUGUGACAUUCCUGAAGAGGCGCUGCCCAUCCAUUAUGGGGGGUCUGGCCCCAGACAAGGACCAGCCAAAAAGCGCCCAGCUGCCCCCGGAGACCUUAGCCACCAUGCUGGCCUGCCUGCAAUCCUGUGCUGGGAGCGUGUCCCAGGAGCUGUCUGAGACGAUCCUUACCAUGGUUGCAAACUGCAGCAAUGUAAUGAAUAAAGCCCGACAACCACCACCAGGGGUGAUGCCAAAGGGACGUGCUCCCAGCACCAGCAGCCUGGAUGCCAUCUCUCCUGUACAGAUGGACACUUUGUCUGGCAUUGGUUCCUUGAACCUGGGAGGCACAGCCACCUCUCACACUCAAAGCAUGCAAGGUUUCCCGACCUCGCUGAGUUCGGCUUUCAGUAAUCCCCAGUCCCCAGCAAAAGCCUUCCCACCACUCUCCAACACCAACCCCAGCACACCAUUUGGGGGCAUUGGGGGGGGCAGUCUGUCCUCGCAGCUCCCUGGUAUGGACUCUGGUCCUUUGGGCACAGGCAUCGGCUCUGUUAUUGGUUCCAGUCUGGGGAUGCCACCGGUAAACACAGACCCUUUUGGCACCAGGAAGAUGAGCACACCAGGCCUGAACCCACCUACCUUUCAGCAGACUGACCUUUCUCAGGUGUGGCCCGAGGCAAACCAGCACUUUAGCAAGGAGAUAGACGACGAAGCAAACAGUUAUUUUCAGCGUAUCUACAACCAUCCACCUCAUCCAACUAUGUCUGUGGAUGAGGUACUGGAAAUGCUGCAAAGAUUCAAGGAUUCAACCAUCAAGCGGGAGCGAGAAGUGUUCAAUUGCAUGCUUCGCAACUUGUUUGAAGAAUACAGAUUCUUCCCCCAAUACCCAGACAAGGAGCUGCACAUCACUGCCUGCCUUUUUGGUGGCAUUAUUGAGAAGGGUCUUGUCACCUACAUGGCCCUGGGCUUGGCCCUCCGCUAUGUUCUUGAAGCCUUAAGAAAACCCUAUGGAUCCAAAAUGUAUUUCUUUGGAAUUGCUGCCCUAGAUAGGUUUAAAAACAGACUAAAGGACUAUCCUCAAUAUUGUCAACACUUGGCUUCAAUUGCCCACUUCUUGCAAUUCCCCCACCAUUUACAAGAGUGUGUGCAGUAUAUCGAGUAUGGCCAACAGUCACGGGACCCUCCGGUGAAGAUGCAAGGCUCCAUCACCACCCCUGGCAGUCUGGCACUGGCACAAGUCCAAGCACAGGCCCAGUCACAGCAACCUGGUGUCCCCAAAGCCCCACAGCCAGGUCAGCCCAGCACUCUAGUCACCACCGCCACGACUACAACCACAGUAGCCAAGACCCCUACCAUCACCAGACCAACACCCAGCAUCUUCAAGAAGGAUGUCCCUCCCUCCAUAAACACAACCAACAUUGACACACUGCUGGUCGCCACUGACCAAACAGAAAGGAUCGUAGAGCCCCCAGAGACUGUCCAGGAGAAGAUUGCGUUUAUCUUCAACAACCUUUCUCAGUCCAACAUGACACAGAAGGUUGAAGAGUUGAAAGAAACGGUAAAGGAAGAGUUUAUGCCGUGGGUGUCCCAGUACCUGGUGAUGAAGCGUGUCAGCAUUGAGCCCAACUUCCACGGUCUUUACUCAAACUUUCUUGACACUCUUAAGAACCCUGAGUUUGUGAAGAUGGUCCUCAAUGAGACGUACAGGAAUAUCAAGGUUCUGUUGACAUCCGACAAGGCAGCUGCCAAUUUCUCUGAUCGCUCCCUACUGAAGAACUUGGGCCACUGGUUGGGCAUGAUUACACUGGCCAAAAACAAGCCUAUUCUUUACACAGAUCUGGAAGUCAAGUCUCUGCUACUGGAAGCCUAUGUGAAAGGCCAGCAGGAGCUACUGUAUGUGGUUCCCUUUGUGGCCAAAGUUUUGGAGUCCAGUCUACGAAGCAUGGUCUUCAGGCCCCAGAACCCCUGGACCAUGGCCAUCAUGAAUGUUCUCGCUGAGCUGCAUCAAGAACAUGACCUCAAGCUGAACUUAAAGUUUGAGAUUGAAGUUCUGUGUAAGAACUUGUCUUUGGACAUCAACGAUCUAAAGCCAGGAAACUUGCUGAAGGACAAAGAUAAGCUGAAGAGUUUGGAGGAGCAGCUGUCGGCACCAAAGAAAGAGGCAAAGCCUCCAGAGGAGAUGCUGCCAGUGUCUACCACAGACUUUGUUCCGUUUGCAGCCCCUCCCUCAACCCCAGCUGCCACCACCACCACUUGCACAACCACAGGGCCCCCUACCCCACAGUUCAGUUACCAUGACAUCAAUGUGUAUGCCUUGGCAGGUCUGGCUCCACACAUUAAUAUAACUGUCAACAUCCCUCUGCUACAGGCCCAUCCUCAGUUGAAGCAGUGUGUACGGCAGUCAGUAGAGCGAGCUGUUCAGGAGCUGGUACACCCUGUGGUUGACCGCUCUAUCAAAAUAGCCAUGACAACCUGUGAGCAGAUCAUCCGGAAGGACUUUGCCCUAGAUUCAGAGGAGUCCCGCAUGCGUGUGGCUGCCCACCACAUGAUGAGAAACCUGACUGCUGGCAUGGCCAUGAUCACCUGCCGGGAGCCCCUGCUCAUGAGCAUCGCCACCAACCUUAAGAACAGCUUUGCUGCUGCACUAAGGGCCCCAACCCCCCAACAGAGGGAGAUGAUGGAAGAGGCUGCAGCCAGGAUUGCUCAAGACAACUGUGAAUUGGCUUGCUGCUUCAUUCAGAAAACAGCCGUAGAGAAGGCUGGCCCUGAAAUGGACAAGAGACUAGCCACGGAGUUUGAGCUGAGGAAGCAUGCACGGCAAGAGGGACGUCGUUAUUGUGACCCUGUUGUUCUGACGUACCAGGCUGAACGUAUGCCUGAACAGAUCAGACUCAAGGUGGGAGGAGUGGACCCGAAACAACUUGCUGUAUAUGAGGAGUUUGCCAGGAACGUUCCAGGUUUCUUACCCAGCAAUGAUCUCUCUCAACCCACUGGCUUCUUGGCUCAGCCCAUGAAGCAACAGGCAUGGGCCACAGAUGAUGUGGCUCAGAUCUAUGAUAAGUGCAUGGCAGACUUGGAGCAACAUCUUCACGCCAUCCCUCCAGCCCUGGCCAUGAACCCGCUGACCCAGGCUCUGCGCAGCCUGCUGGAAGCCGUGGCCUUGGCUAGGAACUCCAGGGACGGCAUUGCCGCACUUGGCCUUCUGCAGAAGGCUGUGGAAGGUCUUCUGGAUGCUACUAGUGGUGCUGAUGCAGACUUGCUGCUCCGAUACAGGGAGUGCCACCUGCUGGUGCUUAAAGCCCUACAGGAUGGACGGGCCUAUGGACCACAGUGGUGCAACAAGCAGAUCACCAGGUGUCUGAUUGAAUGCCGUGAUGAGUACAAAUAUAAUGUAGAGGCAGUGGAGCUUUUGAUCAGGAACCAUCUCGUCAAUAUGCAGCAGUAUGACCUGCACCUGGCACAGUCAAUGGAAAACGGACUGCACUAUAUGGCCGUUGCAUUUGCCAUGCAAUUGGUGAAGCUCCUGCUGGUGGAUGAACGCAGUGUCAGCCAUGUCACAGAGGCUGACCUCUUCCACACAAUUGAAACUUUAAUGAGGACCUGUGCGCACUCCAGAGCCAACGCACCUGAGGGACAUACAGCAGAACAAGAACAGCAAAGCUUAACAAAGACACCAAAUGAGACAGUGGGGUGUACAACAACUUGCCUUCCCCAGCUGAUGGAUGUUGUUCGCUCCAACUAUGAGGCCAUGAUUGACCGGGCCCACGGAGGACCCAACUUCAUGAUGCACUCUGGGAUUUCACAGGCUUCAGAAUAUGAUGAUCCUCCAGGCCUGAGGGAGAAAGCCGAGUACCUCCUGAGGGAAUGGGUCAACCUGUACCACUCAGCUGCUGCUGGCAGGGACAGCACCAAAGCUUUUUCUGCAUUUGUCGGCCAGAUGCACCAGCAGGGCAUCCUGAAGACCGAUGACCUGAUCACCAGGUUCUUCCGGCUGUGCACAGAAAUGUGUGUGGAGAUAAGCUAUCGGGCACAGGCUGAGCAGCAGCACAACCCAGCAGCCAGUGCAGCCAUCAUCAGAGCCAAGUGUUACCACAACCUGGAUGCCUUUGUUAGGCUCAUAGCCCUGCUUGUCAAACACUCUGGAGAGGCCACCAACACAGUGACAAAAAUCAACCUCCUCAAUAAGGUUCUGGGUAUCGUCGUUGGGGUGCUGAUUCAGGACCAUGAUGUCCGUCAGACAGAAUUCCAACAGCUGCCGUACCACCGCAUUUUCAUCAUGCUGCUGUUGGAGCUCAACGCUCCCGAACAUGUUUUGGAGACCAUCAACUUCCAGACACUCACUGCCUUCUGCAACACCUUCCACAUCCUGAGACCCACCAAAGCACCCGGCUUUGUGUACGCCUGGUUGGAACUGAUCUCCCAUCGUAUCUUCAUCGCCAGGAUGCUAGCACACACACCGCAGCAGAAGGGUUGGCCCAUGUAUGCACAGCUGCUGAUUGAUCUCUUCAAGUACCUGGCCCCAUUCCUGAGGAAUGUAGAGCUCAACAAACCUAUGCAAAUCCUCUACAAGGGCACACUGCGGGUGCUCCUGGUCCUGCUGCACGACUUCCCAGAGUUCCUGUGUGACUACCAUUACGGCUUCUGUGAUGUUAUCCCACCCAACUGCAUCCAGCUUCGCAACCUCAUCCUCAGUGCCUUUCCACGCAACAUGAGGCUCCCUGACCCUUUCACACCCAAUCUCAAGGUGGACAUGCUGAGUGAGAUCAACAUUGCUCCCCGUAUCCUCACCAACUUCACAGGCGUUAUGCCUUCCCAGUUCAAGAAGGACCUGGACUCGUAUCUGAAGACUCGCUCCCCAGUCACCUUCUUGUCUGAGCUGCGCAGCAACCUGCAGGUGUCCAACGAGCCAGGAAACCGCUACAACAUCCAGCUGAUCAAUGCUCUGGUGUUGUAUGUAGGCACACAGGCAAUCGCUCACAUCCACAACAAAGGCAGCACCCCCUCCAUGAGCACGAUCACCCACUCUGCACACAUGGACAUCUUCCAGAACCUGGCCGUGGACCUGGACACUGAAGGGCGUUACCUGUUCUUGAACGCGAUCGCCAAUCAGCUGCGCUACCCCAACAGCCACACUCACUACUUCAGCUGCACCAUGCUCUAUCUGUUUGCUGAGGCCAACACCGAGGCCAUCCAGGAGCAGAUCACCAGGGUUCUGUUGGAGAGGCUGAUAGUGAACAGGCCUCACCCAUGGGGUCUCCUCAUCACCUUCAUCGAGCUGAUCAAGAACCCUGCCUUCAAGUUCUGGAGCCACGACUUUGUGCACUGUGCCCCUGAGAUUGAAAAGCUGUUCCAGUCAGUAGCCCAGUGCUGCAUGGGACAGAAGCAGGCCCAGCAGGUGAUGGAGGGCACUGGUGCCAGCUAGCCUGUGUUACUAGCCAGCUCGGAGCCCUCGGGAGAGAUACCGCUGCCUUGACCCACUCCCCCACCACACACACACACACACACACACACCUCUGUCUUUACUGUUGGCACUGGAUAAACUGGCAACCACAGUCAUUUGAAAUGUGGAUGGAAUGACUACUGCUCACGAAUCUAAAGAGUUAGAUUUUUUUUGUUUAUCCCUUUUGGGCUGAAUUGAGAUGGACGGAAUGGAUUUGGGACGUGUUUGAUAUACUUUUUUUGAUGCUUUGAUGUAAAUAUUGGAAAAAAGGGAGAACGGGAGAGUAGAUGUGUGGAGAGCAAUGCACAUGUCAAAUAAAAUGUAUCUUGACAUGUAAAGACAUCAAACAUGUUUCCACUCACUACCAAAGUUCUUGGUUUGCUUCCCUCCCACACAAAUCCCUUUUUUUUCUGACUUUUUUUUGUUGCUUUCAGAGGCUGAAUGGUAGAUGAUUGAAGAUAAAAAAGCUGCCUGCUAUUUUCAUUUGAUUCCUUUUUAUCCCUAAGUGAAACAGGAAGAUGAAGUUUAGUCUCCCAGGUGGGUGGGUGGGUGGGGGUUCCUACUCCUGGUGUGUCGGUGGAGACAGUUUACUGAUGGUUUGUCCAUUUGAAACUGGCUCUGGAAGUCUCUCCCUGGCAUUUGUAAAUUGUGCAAAGUGAUGGCGGCAUCGUAUCUUAACGAUUUGUACAAAGAUCCAAAUUGAAGAACAAUAGAAGGACCAAUACAGCCCAUUUUGUAACAUUUUGAAUGUUUUGUAAAUGUAUUGGUCCAUGUGUUGUAUUUUGUAGUCCUUUCUAGUUUGCCUUUAGUUCUUGCUACUUAACUGCAGUAUGCAUACAUACAGGAAAUAAAGCAUUCAAACUGCAA
Molecule: messenger RNA, 8543 nt
Organism: Etheostoma cragini (Arkansas darter)
Lineage: Eukaryota; Metazoa; Chordata; Actinopteri; Perciformes; Percidae
Gene: cnot1
Product: CCR4-NOT transcription complex, subunit 1
Exons: 50
Coding region: 411-7658 (2415 amino acids)
Biological process (GO): nuclear-transcribed mRNA catabolic process, deadenylation-dependent decay
Cellular component (GO): CCR4-NOT core complex; P-body
Molecular function (GO): molecular adaptor activity
Source: RefSeq, a predicted model, not a curated record